GCUAAUGGCCGGCGAAAAGUAACGUUGUAGAAAAAAUGGAAAUAUAGCGAUAAAUUAUCGUGCUUAUCCGCAAGUUAAGCUAAGCUGCAAACCUUUUUCGGGUUCUGAGUAAUCAAAAUGACGUCAUUUGUGAAGCGCGAACUUCUGAAACAUCUGACCCGAUUCGCCAAAAAUGUGGACCCCGCCAAAAUCAACAUCAGCGCUUACAGAGGUGAAGGCGAGCUGAAUGGUCUUGAACUGGAUGAACAAGUUUUAAUGGGCUUGCUUGAGUUGCCAACUUGGCUCAAUAUCAAAUCCGCCAAAUGCAACCGGCUCACGAUCAAGAUCCCUUGGACGUCGCUGAAAUCAAAACCAAUUGGCAUCUACUUGGACUGCGUGAGUGUUGACAUGGAGACCUGCGAGGAUUUGAGAAGGGGGAGUAGUUCUGGGUCUAACGUGGGGGCAGGCGCAGCGGGAGGUGAGAGCGCCAAGUAUGGUUUUGUGGAAAGAGUGGUGGACGGGAUUUAUGUCCACGUAUCGUCUGUGCUGAUAUCAUUCAAGUCGUACGCUUUCUCAGCUGACAUCGACUUAUCUCAGAUAGGCGUCGAAAGUGUCUCUCCCAGCUGGGAUCGAACAGAAGAUUUAAGAAAGACCAGGGUGAAGGACGAGACACGUGACCAGGUCAUCAUCUUCAAAAGAAUUCAGCUCGGCGUGAUCCGGAUAGCCCUGAAUGCUCUAGAUGCUCACGAUGCUCCCAUACUACUUAUUAGCAAUAAUUCUGAAGUUCAAGUGGCAAUAAAGAAACGUCUGAACGACUGUGGGUUUGUGGCGUCCAAAGUCAAGUUCAUCAUUGAAGACCUCCUUUGGGUGCUGAACGACUCUCAGAUCAAAGCUGUUGUGUCAUACAUCAAUAUGUUGAAACCCUUAAUCAUGAAGGCGCACAAAGCCAGUCAGCUCAAUUCAGGCGGUGCUACAAGUUCAGAACAAGAGCACAUGAAGGUUGCAUCGGCAAACAGUCAUGGCGGGGGUUCGAACUACACAUCAGCGACUUCCUUUCGGCUUCCGAAGAACGACACGGAAAUCAAGAUGUGUAAACUGUUUGACUUGAAUGACAUCCACGAGACCUCAUACCACUUAGUCUGCCGCAGAAUAGAUCUGCAUCUGGUCGAAGACAAUUCCAAACGAGCAAAUAGUGUGCCACUGCGACUUGAAGGAGGUGCUCUGCAGUUAUCCUUGAGGAAUCUAUGUUUUGACCACUAUCCCUAUCAUCUUGUUGCUAAUUCUGUCCAAGAAAUUUGUCCUCUAAGUCAGACUUUCUAUCACUGGGAGAACUAUUCAGAUCUGUUUGAGGCUCGUAACACUUGGGCGAACCAAUUAAUCACACACUUUAAGGAGCAGUACUUGAGGUUGAAAAGUGAAGGCAAAAUUGAUGACUUAGUGGCCACUGAGCUGAACUUCUACGGUACAAAUCCUGUAUCGAUAGAAGCAAGGUCACGCAAGAAAAAGCCUGGUAGCAUGCAGACACUGCCUACAUUUGUGCCACAGCGACUGAUGUCCUCCUGCUUCGUUCUGUUCCUCGACUCGUACGCGCUGCACCACGUGACCAGCAACAAGACUAGUGGCUCAGAAGUGAUGAACGGCAAAUUGAUCUACAGUGACAAGAGCACCUUCCACAUUCCAGCAGACGUGCCAUCGCUACUGGCCAUUUACACAGACUACUACUUCACUUAUGCCUCGCCCAGUAUAGUCACACAGCCCCAGCCAGGGGGAUCCGGUGCCAAGGGUCCGCCUAGCAGUGGGGGCAGGAAGAGGACAGAGGUGUCAGCCGCUGUUCAUUCCCUACAGUCCGAAAUCCAACAACUGCCAUUACCUCAAGCCAAUUUGCACGUGAAGUUCAACCCAUUUUGUGUUGACUUCGACCCGAACACUCUCAUAUGGCUGAAUGCAUUUGCAAAAAGAGUCUCCAAAAGUGUGGACUUAGAAAGAGUGGGAGUACAGCCAUAUCAGCAAAUGCCAGAAGGAUCUUCGACGGAAACCGUGAUGCACGUUGAUCUGAAAGCUGACUUUUUGAUGCCUCAGAUUAAAUUAACAUUGGAGAAACAUCCCGAAGACCAACCGGACAGACCGAGGGGAAUCGAGAUUGCUCUUUCGUCUGCCUCGAUGACAAAUGUGCACGAUAGAAGCAAAGUCGAGCGAGGGAAGUUGCUGGGAGAUAUAUGUGAAACUUACGCAGCAGAUAAGAAGACAAGCUUCAAAAUACACCCGCUUGAACUGGACACAAAUUUUCACGAGUAUUUUCCCUCGACGAUCAAGCCAGCGAGCUGCAAAGGAGCCAACAUGAUGAGAUACCCUGGGUUCCUGGACACCGUUGUAAUAGACAUUGAUCAAGCUUGGAGCGAUUGGUUUGGAAUCAAAACCACCAAGCUGGGUCGACUGCCUCUAGUUGACCCGGUCAGUUUUUCGAUGUUCGUUUCGUACCCACAAUUACAAAAACUGGUACAAAUCGGGAAUUCGCUUGCCAGCCAAACUAGUGAAAGAAAUUCUCGGAGCUCAUUUUCAAAUGGAUCUUGGCAUGGACAGGUGGGUAAUAGUUUAACGGCCAACAAUAACUUAAACAACAACGAACAAGUGCCACCUAAUGUCAACCAAGUGACUCCUGAUCUUCUGAAAGGUUGCAAAAAGAGCAGCCUCAGCAGUUCUACAAACUACACUUCAAUACCACAUCCAUUAGAUGCAGAAUAUACCGAACGAUCGGAUCCAUUAAUUCAGAUCAUGUUUACAUCUAAAAAGAGAGUCACAUUGUACUUGGACCAUUAUCAGUUUAUUGUUUUGAUGAGACUACAAGAAAUGGUUUUGAAAACUUUAGAAAUUAUGGAGCAAGAUACGAAACUUAUACUUGGAGAUCAAUUGGCACAGCAACCUGGUCAUAAAGAAAUGAAACUUUCUUUCAUUGGUAUUUUCCCGAGCUUAGACAUUGUGUUUUUACUGCCUCCUCAGCCAGAAUCAGCCGAUGUUAUAGCAAGUCGAAGAUCGCUCUUGCUCUCGGCUACUCACGAGUUCGUUGCAGCAGAGUCUAGCAACCUGAAUAUUGAAGCAGUAGAAAUCAAAUCCGAGUCAGAACUAUCGAACUCGAAACAUCAUUUAGCUGCUGCGAACGACGAGGAAUUCGAGGCUUGUUCAACAACAGGCGGAGGAGAUCAAAAAAUGUCGGACGUGAACUCGGAAGAUGCAGAAUCACUUGUCAAUGCUCCUCCAAACAUUUGCUCCGAACAAAUCACAUCGCUUCCUGUAAUCACAAUACACACGCAAGAUAGCGGAGCUACAUUUGCUAGCAACAGUGAUUCGACCGAGCAGCCAGUGUUUCGCAAAAGCAUGUCUGGAUCAGAACGCCCGAUGGCGAAUAACUCUUCUUCUGGCUACUCAACGACUUCAUCCGUAAAGGGGUCGGUUGGUGGCAACAAGGUAACCUUGUCGAGCUUAUCAUCCGCUGCUGGAAACCUUUCUGCAAAGUUUUCAAGUGCGGGAUCCUUAAUGGGAAAGACAUUUACAGACACUAUGUCAAUAACUGGAUCUGAAUUCUCAAUAGGAUCCGGAGGAUAUUCCAGCGAAGAUGAUUUCAUUUGCCUAUCUGCAGAGGGAGGGUCACUAAGCAAGGCGACGAAUGUUGGUCCAAAAGUUGUGGAUUAUGACCAAGAGCUCAAGCCACUCAAUACGUACAAACCCGACGAAGAGUUCUUAGGAGAAGAACGUAAUGAUAUGCCGGUGACUAUAAUGGUUGCUCGUAUGCAGGGAGUAGAGGCUUCUGUUCAGUUAUUGGGAGACAGUGGAUCAUCUGUGGUUCAUGUGGCCCUUCCAGCUCUAGACAUUGAAGACCACCCGAACACUACAUUUUCUAAGUUCCUCACGACGAAUGCUAAAUAUGAUCGUGAAUACGCUUCCGCGAUUGAAUCACACUCGCAGUUGGUACCUGCGAAACCAGCCAUGCCUCUAAUUGAAGCAAGAAUAGACUCACCAGGAGUGGUGUCCAAGGAGCUCUACGGAGGUGUUUGUGAGCAACGAGGGCACCUUGCAGUCAAUAUCCAGAAGCUGAAACUGGGUUUGAAGAUGACAAAUGUACUUGCAAUGAUUGAUUUGAUUGAAGACGAGUUGAUUUUGCCGGUCCCUCCCCUAGACUUGGUUGCAACUGAGAGUGAGAUUAAUAUUGCCCAAGAUGGGCCGCCGAGCAACCCGCUUACCAGUCCGCCUCCAGUUCCGCUCAACCUAAAGCUUCAUGGACUGACAUUGUUACGAGAUGGCGACAACGUGAUGAAUUUGGGAAUACAGCCCAUAGAACCAGAUAGAAGACUAAACUCUUUGUCAGAGUCGGUUGUCAUCAGAGAGCGAGAGCUAGUGACUCGCAACACUGAUUUGGAACAACAGUUACAAUUUGUCAGAAGACAACUGGACGAAGCCUUGCAAGAAAACACAGCGUUGCAGAGGACACUUACCAACAUGCAAAAUAGUCUCUUGCCCCCCACAACUCCACACAAUCACGGAUUCGUGGUUAAUGGAAACAAUAGUAGUCCCACUCAUAAGUAGAAAGCAAAAGCUAGAACUAAGCAGCCUGGGAACGAGAGUAUUUAAUAUUGUUAUCCGACUUAAUGUAAAUGCUAAUGGUAGAAUAAUUAGUAAUUUAUCAAGCGGAAUGCACAUUUCGGAAGUUUCAAGCAAGAUUUAGGCCAUUUUUUUAAAAUUAUUUUCUUCGUUUUCUUGAUUUUCAUACAGUUUAGUUUUGCGUUUCUGCUUAGUGUUGUGUUAGUCUUAGACCGUAACUUGGCGACGUAGCUUUGUUCUAUAUUCACGUAGAUUUUUUUGUUCUUGCGCAAUUCGAACUCUGAGGAGAGGUGCUAGCCUGAAUUUGAUUAUAAAUUAGUCAAUAGGUGUCGUCUUUUUGUUGUCCAAAUAUUUCUAAAAUAAUGAACUGAAUUUCAAUUUCUUCACUCCAAAGUCUAUGCUGUACCCAUUUAAGUUGUAUAUCCUUUCCACAAUUGAAUUU
Molecule: messenger RNA, 5014 nt
Organism: Symsagittifera roscoffensis
Lineage: Eukaryota; Metazoa; Xenacoelomorpha; Acoela; Convolutidae
Product: bridge-like lipid transfer protein family member 3B
Exons: 15
Coding region: 118-4557 (1479 amino acids)
Source: RefSeq, a predicted model, not a curated record